AUGGGGAAUCCAGAGCGUCAUGUAGCUGAGUCUACAUCGACACUUCCAGAGGCAGAUGGCCUGUCCGAGGCCGAGUCGGCCAGGCUGAUGAGCAAGAUCGACUGGCAUGUCCUUCCAAUGCUCUUCAUUAUCUAUGUCGCCGCCUUUCUUGACCGGGCCAACAUUGCAAAUGCCCUCACCUUGGGUCUGCCGGAAGACCUUGGGUUGACGGGACAGCAGCCUAAUACCGCGCUGGCGGUGUUCUUCGUACCCUACAUCAUCUUCGAAAUCCCUUCCAACAUCCUGAUGAAGAUAUUCACCCCACAUAUCUGGCUUUCUCUCUGUAUCCUUGGGUUCGGUAUUGUCAUGAUUGGCCAGGGUUUCGUGAAGAACUUCGGCGGCCUGAUCGCAACGCGCUUCUUUCUAGGACUGUUCGAGGCAGGCAUUUUCCCGGGGAGUUUCUACCUGAUCAGUUUCUGGUAUAAGCGCCAGGGUUCACUGAAGCGGUUUACUAUCUACUUCUGCUCCGUCCUCUUGGCUUCUGCGUUCGGCGGGCUCCUUGCAUCCGCAAUCGCAAAGAUGGACGGGAUCCGAGGCCUCGGUAGCUGGAGGUGGAUUUUUAUCUUGGAAGGCAUUGUCACCGUCUUCGUUGCGGUCGCCGCGUUCUUCUUCGUCAGCGACUUCCCCAGUGAUGCAAAGUGGCUAUCCCUAACGGAAAGGGAAUUCGUGCUACGGAGCACACGGGAACACGAGUCCAGCACGGGGACCAAGGUUACUCGGCGAGAUCUUGCCGAGUUCUUCAAGGACCCGAAGAACACUCUGGGUGCGAUAAUGUACUUCUCGGUUGUCGUCCCCAUCUAUUCGUUCGCCUACUUCACACCAACGAUCGUCAAGACACUGGGGUACUCGACGGUCCAGACCCAGCUCCAUUCCGUUCCUCCCUUUGCAGCUGCACUUGGGCUGUGCCUCGUUUUGGCGUACCUAUCAGAUCGGUCAGACAUUCGCUUGCCCUACGUGCUUUUCCCGGCGGCCCUCCUCAUUGCAGGCCUUGCCAUCUUGAUGACCACACAUGGUCACUUCUCAGCGCAAUAUGCCGGGAUUUGCUUGGUCUGCAUGGGUGCCUUCGCUGGAGCUUCACUCGUCAUAUGUUGGUACAUCAUGAACCUGGAAGGCCACAAAAACAGAAUUAUUGGAAGUGCCUGGAUGAUUAGUUUCGGCAAUAGUGGGGGCAUAAUAGCCCCCUUCGCUUUCUUGCCGAAAUUUGCACCGGACUACCGCCCAGGCUACUCAACGUGUGCGGGGGUUGCAGCGUUGGGAAUCGUUGCGGCUCUCUGCUAUGCCGCUUGUGUGGUGCGGGAGAGGCGCAGCGUCCGUGGUAACAGCGCAGUAGAGAAGACACAUGUGCUUUCCUUAUAG
This is a messenger RNA of Anthostomella pinea, 1395 nucleotides long. Lineage: Eukaryota; Fungi; Ascomycota; Sordariomycetes; Xylariales; Xylariaceae. The record is from the annotation of a GenBank genome assembly.